Messenger RNA from Closterium sp. NIES-67, 7140 nucleotides. The record is from the annotation of a GenBank genome assembly. NCBI's taxonomy places the organism in Eukaryota, Viridiplantae, Streptophyta, Zygnematophyceae, Desmidiales, Closteriaceae.
CAUGCUGCUGGUGUGGUUGUGAUUCUGCUGCAGAAGGAAAGCAUUUUUGUGUCUGCACUGUGCCAGUGGCCUAAGCUCGGUACAGUACAGUUUCCAGAAGGCCAUGGUUCAUGGCUCUUGCUUCACCGUUCCGCGAGAGCAACUCGUCUUUCGUGCAUCAAUUGCACGAGUGUGCGACCUUGUUAUCUAGCUUCUUAUGCAUGCUUAGAAUAAUUGAUUCCCAAAAUGUCACCUAGUUUGAGUCUUUAGGAAGGAUUGUGCUCUCCUACGGGCUAUUGAAGUACCUACCGAUUUCGACUGACGUUAAUUCUGGUCUCCUUUCGCGUCCCGCUCACGCCAUCCGCGAUAGUAUGUACAUCUCCAAGAAUGAGCAGAUCCGUUUUGCUUCUAGCCGCCGUUUCCUCGGGGUCGGCUAGCCUCGGCGUUACCAGCAAUUACCAGGGGAAAGAAUCGGGUGUGUAGUCUCGCACGCUUCAUAAUCGGGGAAUCAUGAGCGGCGUUUCGCACGCUUCGCCUAGCCACGGCGUGCUGAUGUCUAACGGAUCCGAGCCCAGCAGGCGGAAUGGAACCGUCGGAGCGUCUCCCGUUAAACUGGCUAAGGCGUUUGAUUCAGGGUUGAAUGGGCAGACCGGUGAUGGUGUACAACCUAGCGUGCUUAUAAGGAGCGGCGGUAAAGAUUCCGAUGGCGGGAAAGGCCGAAUGUUCAGGAAGUCGAGUUCCGUCGCCGCUGAGACCGAUCCAACAUCGCGACAAAAGUUGCAGGGGACGUCGCAGUCGCAGGCUCAGUCGCAGCUCCUGUCGCAGGCGGCGUCGCACCUGUCGUCGCAGGUCCAGCCGCAGUCGCACAUCGACGCUACGGACGGCAGCAGAUUACUGUCGCAGGCGUCUGGGCUAAGACUGGCGGAGCUCUACGCAUUGGCGAUGCAGCAGAAGCAGGAAGCCCAGGGGGAAAUAAACGGGAACAGCGAGCCUGGUCGUGGGGAUGACGUUGCGAGAAAGCCAGGGGAUUUGUACAGUAAUGACCUAGAGAUGGGUGCGAAUGGGGUUGAUACGAGACUGGCGGCUUCUGGACAGGCGCUUGGGGAGCAGAAGGUAAUCUCGAGGCAGCAGCAGCAGCAGCAGCAAACGCAGCAGUCGCAGCAGCAGCAGCAGCAGCAGCACCAGCGGCGGCGUUCCCCUUCGCCAUUGCGUCGGCAGGAGGCUCGGGGGGAUAUGUCAGUGCUGGCCGACGCACAACUUACGGACGGGCGGAAAGGCGGAGUAGGGGCGCCUGAACAAGCCGCAGCAGCAGCAGCAGCAGCAGCAGCUGCGGAAGAGAUGGCACGGGCCGAUUCAGCAGGCGGUUCAGCAGCAGCAGGCAGAGCAGGUGCAGGCUUUCCCAGCGCUGCCAGCAUAGGGGACGUGGUUCCAGAGGCCGAUCGUAGAUCAUCAAGCAGGGCAGCAGGGGCAGCAGGGGCAGCAAGGGCAGCAGGAGUAGCAGGGGUAGCAGUAGGCGAAGGAGGCACAGGGGGAGGCAGUGAAGGGGUUGCAUCAGGCGGGGAGGUGUAUAAAGAGGUGGAGAUGGUGGUAGACAAGGGGCGUUCGCACCUGUUAUCGGAAGCAGCACGCGCGAAGCACGACGCGGCGAGGCUGAGAGCCGACAUCUGGCACAUGUGGCGCGAGGUGGCGCGGGCUAGAGAGGACGUGGCACGGGCGCGGGAAGAGGGGGCGAGAAUGGCGGAGAAAGCGGCAGGGUCGUUGGAGCAGGCCGCCGUGGCGUUAGAGCUUGCUGCAGCCUGCGAGCAGGCAGUAGGGGCUUGCACGGGGGGAGAAGGGGAAGCAAACGCUGCCGUUCGCGUGGUUGUGAGAAUUGAUGGUGCUGUGGGCGCUGGGGCGUUUGGGGGGGGGGCAGCAGGUAUGGGUGGUAUGGGUGUUGCCUCCACUCCCUCGUCUGCAGCCUCCUCCCCCCGCUCCAUCCACGCUGAAUCGUCCGGUUCCGCCGUACGUGGCUCGUUGGUUCGGGGCUCCCGAGCCUUCCCAUCCGUGGUGCCUAUCCGAGUGCCCUCGCGCUUGACUGGAGCACAGGCUUGGACCAUGCCUCGUAGUGCCACCUCUACCCCUAACAAACCCUCUGCUUCGGCCUUGCCCCCACCAUCCCCGAACACUCUCCGAAAGAAACUGUCUAUAUGGGGUGCUACCUCUGGUACUUCAGCCAACGCCACCGCCACCAGUACAGCGGCUGCUGGAGGGUCAGCAAGCGUGGGUGGUGGUGUUGCUGCUGCUGCUGCUGCUGCUGCAAGCGCUAGUGCUGACGCGGCUCUUGGGUCGGACUCCCCCUUUGGGGGGUUCCCUCUGGGAUCAGGAAGCGGGGGCAGCGGUGUUGGCUUGGGGAGCGGGCCUGGGAGCAACAGCAGCAGGCCGGGGAGUGCUUCCAGUCGGCCUGGCAGCGGGAGAAUCAGAGUGCGUGCAGGGGGUGGUAGUUUCGGUAGUGGAGGUAUGGGGAGUGGGAGUGAGGGUGCUGAGAGGGCGUUUUUGACAUCCCAGCAGCAGCAGCAGCAGCAGCAAGCGCAGCAGGUGCUGGUGGUUCACCAUAGGCCUCAGCCGCAGCAGCAGCACCAGCAGCAGCAGCUUCUGCGGCUGCAGCAGCAGCAGCAGCUGGGAAGCAGCAUACCUGCUGUUCAGGCUUGGCCGAGCCACAAGAGGCCCGGAAGUUGCGACGGCUAUAUCUCCUCCAAUCAGACAUCGCCACGUGCUGAUUCAGUGGCAGACAUAGGAGACUCGGACGGAAGUGAUGACAGGGGAUUGGAAGGUUCGGAGCCUCUCGCUGCUUCUAGCUCUGGCGAACUUGCCUCAAGGGGUGCGUCUGCAUCUGCUGCUGCUACAGCCGCGGCUUCUGGCGCUGCUCCUUCCGCAGCAGCAGCAACAGCAGCAGCAGUAGCAGCAGCAGCAGGAGCGCCUGCCGUUCGGCGAAUCUCCUCAGCAGUAGGAAUGGCUGCAGGAGGUUCGGGAGGCGCCGGCCGGUCUGGUCCGGGCUCGGGCUCGGGUCUGGCCCCGGGAAGCCGGGUGUUAAGGAAGAUUAGUACCUCUCCCAUGAGAGUCUUACAUGCUGUCAACCUGCCCCCUACCGGAUCAGCAGCAGGAGCAGCAGGGUCAGAGGGAGCAGGGGUGUUGGGAGGAGGGCGAGGAGGGGGGUCUAUGGGUAGAGCACGGGGUCCUGGCAACAGUAAUCCUGCUGCAGCAGCUGCUGCUGCUCCGUCUGGUGGUGCUGGAGGUGUUGCAGCUGCCGGGAGUGUGGGAGGGAGAGCGGCCACGCGAGUAGUGCCGUCGAGAGGAGGGCUGGUGCUGGGUGGUGUGGGUGGGGGAGGGGGAGGAGGAGGAGGAGGGGGAGGACCAGGAAGCAGGCCGGGGAGUUCUGGUAGUAUGCGAAGUGUGGGUCGGGGAGGUGGAGAUAGGGGGGCUGGCGAGGUGACAGGAGGAGGAGGGGGAGGAGGAAGGAUGAUGGUGAAGUCAGGGAGCCUUUCUGGCAGCACUGCUGGCGCCCAUGACUCGGUUGCGCGCAGUGACAGCAGCAGGAGCGAGGAGCAGAAGGUGCUGAGACAUCCAAGCCCACCAACAGGUACUGCUGCUGGUGCUGCCGCUGGUGCUCCCGCAGGAGGAAGGAAGAUGGCGCCUCAUGCUGCUAAUGGCGAUUCCGAUGGGGCUGCAGGUAGCACUGGUGCAGCAGCAGCAGCAGCAGCAGCAGCACGAGGGAGAGAAGGAGGAGGGGAAACUGGAGUAGCGGGUGGGGGGCAAGGAGCAGAGAGUGCAGGAAAGCUAGGUGGCAAAUCGGGACCUGGUGCGUCGAGUGCAGUAGCUGCAGCAGCAGGAGGAGCAGCAGGAGGAGCAUCGGGGGCGGGUGGAGCAGCCACAGGGGCCAGUGCAGGAGCCGGGAUGGUGGGGGCAGCAGGUGCUUCUAGUGUGGGACUGAUGCGGGGAAACAGCCUGCAAAGGGGAGGCGGUGGCCUGUACAGAGCAGGGUCAGGCGUGCACAUGCAAAUGCCCGUGAACAUGCCCAUGCACAUGCCCAUGCCUAUGGUCUUUCCUGGUGCUCGUGACAGCCGGGGAUUGCUAAGAACGGGCUCGGGUAUGGUGAUGCAGAUGCCUCUCCCUCAUAUGGUAGGGGGAGUAGCAGCCGCGUCUGCUGCUGCUGCUGCUGGAGCGAUAGGCUUUGGGGUGGGCGGAGCAGCAGGGACUGCUGGUGCAGGUGCGGGAGGGGCAGGGAGGGGUGCUGCUGGUGCGGGUGGUGCUGCUGGUGGUGCUGCUGAUAUGAACAAUCCGUUUCACCGCUCCACGUCCCUUGGAGUCUCGGAGGGCCGGCUUAUGGCCAGAGCUGCCGCAUUUGGCGGUGCCAUGAUGCGCCCCCCCAUCCACGCCAUGCACAUGCCUCCCCAUGCCGCUGCUGCUGCUGGUGGAGCGCUGGGAGCAGGUGCUGCUGCUGCCGUUUCUGGUGCGGCGGCUGCCGCUGCAGCACCAGGAGGGGCGUUCUGGCAACGCUCUCUCUCCUCAGCGCAUCAGCACAUGCAGGCUAUGCAAUAUGGCCAUAUGCCUGUGGCUCUGGGUCCUCUAGGCUUCCCCACGGGCCAUUCUGCGUCGUCCUUAAUGCGCCAUGGUAGUGGGCAGUUCUUCCAGCCCUGCCCUGUACCAGGCCUCAUACCACCUGCUUCUACUGCUGCCCCUGCUAAUGUGCCUGCUGCUGCUGGUGGUGCUCCUUCUGGCGCUGGUGCGGCAGCAGUGGGGCCUCCUGGAGCACCAGGCCAUACCCAGCAGCAGCAGCAGCAUCCCACCCAUCUCCCCUCCGGUGCCUCUGCCGCCGCAGCAGCCAUGACACAAGGCCUGGCUUGGAAACCCGCGCCCAAUGCUGCACCUGCUGCCGCUGCUGCUCAGAAUGCUGCAUCUGAGGCGUGGGGGAGAAGCAGCACAAUCGGAGCAUCUAGGCACGGCUUUAACUCCUCCCACUUGCCGCGUGGCAUGGGGGCAAUGGGUUUUGGAGCCAGUGCAGCCAUGAACAUGAAUGUGGGCAUGGGCAUGGGAGGUGGCAUGGGCAUGGGAGGUGGCAUGAAUUUAUCUCGGUCUAUGAGCAUGGAUCCUAUCCAAAAGGCCAAGUGGAAGCAGGGACUAAGGCUGCAUAUUCCCAAGGAUGGCAGUGACGAGGAGGGGGAGGGCGCCAGGGUCGCCAUGGGAGGGGCAGCAGCAGCAGCCCAUGCAGCAGCGUCGGCUGGGAGAGCAGCAGCAGCCGCUUCAGCAGUAGCAGAAACGCAGGCAGCAUCCGCAGCAGCGCGGGGGAGAGCAGCCGACACAGUAGCAGCAGGAGGAGGCGGCCUAGCCAAGGAACCUCCAAUCAUCCAACGGUUAGGCGGGCUCGCGUCAGGAGCACAAGGUCAGGGCGGAAACUCAGCAGCGGCGGGGAGGGGAGGCGUGAGUCUGUGGAGCCGUGUGGGGGGUGGUGGAGACCGGUCUCUGACUCGCGCCCAGAGCUGCAGCAUUGCAGAGCUGGACUUGGUGCCACCUGAGCUGAUGAAAACCACAUCCUUUCAUGCACACAGUGGGCAGGGGAAAGAGUUCUUUCUCCGCCAAGUCACCCUCCCCACCCAGCGCUCCUCCGCUGCUGCGGCUCCUGCAGCCGCCGCUCCUACCAUGCCUGCUUCGUCCGUUGCUGCACCUGCUACGUCUGCUACGUCUGUGAAUUCUGUUUCAUCGGCUGCUGCUAAUGGUAGUGGUGGGGUAAGGGUGAGCAGAAGAACUGGGUCAGGUGGUGGUGGCGGUGGCGGUGUCGGUGUCGGUGUCGGUGGUGGUGGAGUUGUCGGUGGUGGUGCGAGGAUGGUUGCUGCCCCUGCUGCCCCUGCUGCUCCUGCUGCUCCUGCUGGGAGAAAUGCACUGCCGGCUGCUGCAACAUCGGCAUCAGGAGCUGGGGCAAAGAAGGGCCAAGGCAGCUGUAGAAUCAGGAACAGUGGCAGCAGCGGCAGCAGCAGCAGCCAGGGAGGCAGCAGACACGAGGGUGGAGGUAGCAGCAGUGCUCUGAAAAGAGCGGAAGGCCAGAAGGACAGACGAGACCAGCAGCAGCACGGGAUGGGGACAGAGGGAGGUGAGAGAAUGAGGAAGGAGGGAGGCGAGAGGAGCAGUGAGGCUGGGGCUGGGGAGAGUCGGGCUAGGAGCUCUGGCAUCACACCCUCUCUCCCCCCUGAUUCCUCCUCCUCUUUCUCCCCAUCGUCUACGUGCUCCAGCCCCCCUCCCUCUGCACGCCGAGGGAGGAGUGUGAUUUUGGGCCCAGAGGGGAGGGACAGGAGAGGGAUGAGGGAAAAAGCAGCAGGCAUACCUGGGGUAGGCAGGGGACAGGGGCAGGCUCUGGCAGGAGGGGGAGGGGGAGGGGGAGGGGGGAGAGGAGCAGGUGGAGCGACAGGGAGGGGGAAAGGGGCGACUGCUGCGCAGAGUAGAGUGGCAGGGGAGGGAGGGCAGGUGGGUGGGAGAGAAAGGCCUUCUGUAGAGGACACUGCAUCCUCGUCGCUGCAGUCUGAUUAUGGUGAUGAGGAGGGGGAGGAGGAAGGGGAAGUGGAGGAAGGGGAGGUGGAGGAUGAGGGGACGAGUGUGGAGGACAAUAUCAGUGAUGGUGAGGAUGGGAUGUAUGGAGAUGGAGGAGAUGUAGGAGCUGGAGGGGACGAUGAUGGUGACGAGGAGGACGAAGGGGAGGGAGAUGAAGACGAUAGUGCGAGUGAUGGGAGGGAAGAGUGGGAGGGAGGGGGAAGUUGCGGCGAAGGUGGAAAUAUGUGUGAUGUGGGAAAGCAACGUGCAGACCGUGCUAAGCCAGUUGCCGGCACUUUUGGAUCGACUGGUGGUGUUGGUUUAGACAAUGCGGAUGGAAGUGAGGAUGAUUACGAAGAGGACUACUCUGGUGACGAUAGUUACACGAAUGGCUGAGCAAGUCCCUGGGAAGGACACCGCAUGGUCAUUCAGCCCAUGCAAGUGCCUAUUUUUCACGAGUAAAUCACUCUGAUUCUCUGAUUUUCAGAGUUGAUUUUGUGUACCACCCUUACGCCUCUGGGAAAAAAAUUGAGAUUAUACGUUUUCUCUGAUAAGCCAGGGUUUUCUUUUGUACCAUCCUGAGGGGUUUACUGGAAGGGGGAUACC